CACGGGUCUUUUUUUUUUCACAGAUGAGCUUUUCUCACUUCCAGCUGAGCACUUACAUGUUACUUUCUUAGCCUGUGCUGCUAUGUGCAUCCAUUCAAAUUUAGGACUCAGGUUUGCAGCAGAUUUACAUCCAGAUUUGUACAUAAUUUUCUAGAAGCUUUGAAAGAUUGAAACCACAGUGUGGGUGAAUGAAGAGCAUGGAACAGUUUUUUAUUAUUGUGCUACUAGCAGGAGGAACUCAAGCUCUCAUUCCAGUCGAUGAGACCACAUGUGACCUCAGGACGAACACAUGUCCGUGCUCUCCUCUUCUUAAAGGAACUGUGUAUAUCCAAGUGAUGACUGAUGCUAGUGGCCGUGAAGUGACAUGUUUGAAGAUGCUUCCCACCGUGAAUAUAAUUGUGUUCAAUCUGAAGAAAGAAACAAUAACAAUAGACAAAAAAUUUAACAACAGACUACAGUUUCUAAUCAGGAAUGGGACAAUCAAGAUCACAAACCUGAGGAGGAAUGAUUCAGGUCAAUACAGCAUUGAGGUCUUUAAUUCAGGUGGAGUCCGAGAGAAAAACAUUAAUUUCACCCUGGAUGUUAAAGGCAAUGACAAAGCUGAAAGGAAGUUAUCACACAGUUUUCCUUACCUGAGGCUAGUCUUUGCUGCACUGGGAUCUCCCCUGAUAGCAGUGUCAUGCUGUGUUGUGUAUCGGGAACUGAAGCGUCUUAAGAAGAUUUCUAACAAGGCGGCCAGUGAUCAAAAGAGCCUCAGGUGUGAAACAGAGAACAUAAACCUUAAGUCUGAGUCUGAGCUUUAGUGAACUGAACUCACUCGUGAUCAGCACUGGACACUGAACUGAGGAUCAAUGAAAAUGAAAACGGUUAGGAGGUGACUGUGGAAGUUUCAUAUUGUAUCAAAAGCAAUUUAAAAAUGUUAUGCUUGCAGCUUUGUAAUCAUAUUUUGGAGAUCAGAUAAGAAUAUUUAGUCAUGUAUAUUAUCCUGAUUCAAAA
Molecule: messenger RNA, 996 nt
Organism: Haplochromis burtoni (Burton's mouthbrooder)
Lineage: Eukaryota; Metazoa; Chordata; Actinopteri; Cichliformes; Cichlidae
Exons: 5
Coding region: 189-803 (204 amino acids)
Source: RefSeq, a predicted model, not a curated record